Cryptotermes secundus is the source of this 1723-nucleotide messenger RNA. RefSeq lists its product as uncharacterized. The record is from RefSeq and is a predicted model, not a curated record. Gene Ontology annotation, molecular function: interleukin-17 receptor activity. NCBI's taxonomy places the organism in Eukaryota, Metazoa, Arthropoda, Insecta, Blattodea, Kalotermitidae. The coding region runs from base 352 to 1287 and encodes 311 amino acids. The transcript has 9 exons.
UGAGCAGUGUAGCUGUUUUGAGUGUAGAAGCUGCAACAGGUGGGAACGUAAAUUUUGUUUUGGAAUUGGUGUUAUUUUACUGCGUAAUUUAGUUUGAAAACCAAAUCUGGUUCAGGUCAAGUUCGGGUGCCCAAUUAAGGCGUCCUCGUCAUCAGCUGAUGGCUAAGUGCAACAGGACGCUAAAAUACAACAUGAGUAAGAGGACGUCAUGUGCUGCCGCAGCCUGCAACGAGGAAAACGAUGUUACCAAGCCAUGUGAACUGUUCCACAAAAUAGCCUCUUCUCAUUCCAGGAUGCCAAAACAUUUCCUAUAGUCCCAGAACUUGUGAAGGUCGCUGUGAACUGAGCAAAAUGAAUGGGCAGCCGUACUUCUACCUGACCAUCUCUACACUCUUCGGCAGAGAAGGAUUCCUUGGGGUAAAAGGAACAGAUGACUGUUGGAAGUUCAAAGUGGGCAACACGUCAGACCAUGAGAAACACGUAAUAAUGGAUUUGACCUUCUUCCCUGAAACAUCUCUAAAAAAUGUACGGAUUUAUCGAGAUGGUGGGCGGUGCGAUUAUCUGUACAGUAGAUCUUUCCUACGGGAGCCAUCAGACACGAGACACGCAGACGCACCUACCCAAUGGCAGCGUAUACAUCAGCCAUGGCCGAGGAGUCCGACCCUUCAGAAAGUAUUGCUGCUGUAUUCCAGGGACUGCCCACAGUUCUGUGAGGUCGCUCGGGCGCUGGGACAACUGCUCCAGAGUUUCGGGAACUUGAAGGUGCUGGAUCCACUGCAGCAAAAUGAAAUGGAGCAAGUGUCAGAGAAUAUUUCGGGCUGGCUGACGCAACAUUUGCAGAGUCCAGACGUGAAGCUGGUAAUUGUGGUCUCUGAGGGGGCCAUGGUAAGGCAGAAUGCCCUGCUGAACAACCAACUUGUUCACAAUGAUGAGCCCCACUUUCUGGACCCUGUGUUCACACUGGCACUACAGCAGAUGCAUGAGAGACCGCAGCUGGGAAACGAUUACAAGAGGAUAUUUCCUGUCAGGUUUGAAGACUUCACGCCAAGCGAGGUUUCUUUAUCUCUGAUCGUUCCACUGAAGUGCUAUGUUCUGCAGAGACAUCUGGGAAAACUCAUAGCGGAGCUUGGACAAUGCAACUCAGCAGCAGAAGCUGGUUAUGAAGACAUCCGACGCAUAUGCCCACAGGAAGUGAGCCAGCUGGAAUCGGCCAUAAGAGACAUGAAGUCAUAUUGUGAUGACAAUCCACACUACCUUAAGGAUCAUUUCUCGGUGGUUUCCCGUUAAAUUAAAUGAGACAAGAAUAUGUGUGCAAGAUAGAACCUAUGAGCAUGAUUCUCAGCUACAAACUCUGUUCUUGGAGUUCACAGAUCAGGAAUCAUUUCAUAAAAUACAACUUCUGUGACUGUUGCAAUCUGUUUGGACACAAAGUUGAGUGAAACGUCUGCAAUAAAAUUGAGCUGUAAAUUAGGCUGAUUCUUAUGUGUGAUGAGAGUUGAAGAAGGCGGUGAGUUCCAGGCUCCUCCAUUUUUCCACUUUAAAAAAUUAUUGUACAGGAGAUCUCCACACUGCUGUUAAACGCAAGAACUCUCAGCCUUGCUUUCCCGUGUCGAAAGCAAGUUUUCUUACUUCAUUAUUUGCUUUUCUUUCAGUUCUGAUAAGAUUAUGAAUACUUUCCAGGGCGCAUUAAUUUAAAAAAUAAAACAAGUUUGGCUGCACUGUC